This is a messenger RNA of Nerophis lumbriciformis (worm pipefish), 2144 nucleotides long. RefSeq names its product UDP-glucuronosyltransferase-like. Gene Ontology annotation, molecular function: UDP-glycosyltransferase activity. The record is from RefSeq and is a predicted model, not a curated record. Lineage: Eukaryota; Metazoa; Chordata; Actinopteri; Syngnathiformes; Syngnathidae.
AACAGCCUCGCAGAGCGGAGAGCCACACACUCGCUCACACACGCACGCUCACGGAACCAAGGACAAAAGUUGCAACGUACUUUCCCCUUGCAUUUUUGUCAACGAGUGUAAAGGAGGCGAUGAGGGUGCGGUUUCCUGCUCUGGGGCUGCUGGCCUGGCUCUGCUUCUGCGCUCUUGUGGGGCCCGUCGAAGGGGGAAAGGUGCUGGUUAUGCCCGUGGACGGGAGCCACUGGCUGAGCAUGAAGAUCUUGGUGCAGGAGCUGACGCACAGAGGACACCAGGUGGUGGUCCUGGUGCCUGAAAGCAGCCUGUUGAUCAAGCCCUCCGAGAGCUACCGGACCCGCCACUACAAAGUGCCGUACACCAAAGCCGAGCUGGACGGCAAAUUCGCCGAGCUCAAGGAUAGUGUUUUCGUCAAGUCGCCGGAGAUCACGGAUUUGUUUGUCAACGUGCAGCGUUUGGUCAACUUCACCAACUUCCAAGGGAAGGGCUGCAGAGCUCUGCUCAAUGAUCAGCUUCUGCUGAGUGAGCUGAAGGACGAAGGCUUCAGUCUUGUGCUGACCGACCCGUUCCUGCCAUGCGGACCCAUCCUGGCUCAAGUCUUCUCCAUCCCGGCUGUUUAUUUCCUGCGUGGGCUUCCCUGUGAACUGGACACCAAGGCCAACCAGUGCCCCUCCCCGCUGUCUUACGUCCCCAAAUUCUACUCCGGGAACAUAGAUGUCAUGACUUUCCCGCAGAGGGUGAAAAACAACAUCAUGGGCGCAGUGGAGCUCUUUGUGUGUCGUGUUUUGUACGCGGACUUCGACCAGCUGGUCAGGGACUUCGUGGACCCGGGCAUGACCUACAAGGAACUCUUGAGCCACGCUGCGAUUUGGCUCCUCAGAUACGACUUUGCGCUGGAGCGGCCCAAACCCGUGAUGCCCAACAUGGUUUUCAUUGGCGGUAUCAACUGUGCGAAGACACGGCCCCUGCCCGCGGAUCUAGAGGAGUUCGUGGAGGGUUCGGGAGAGGACGGCUUUAUUGUCUUUACCCUGGGCUCCAUGGUGUCCACCAUGCCUGUGGAGAUAGCCCAGCAGUUCUUUGAAGCCUUCGAAAGGAUUCCUCAAAGGGUUUUGUGGCGAUACACCGGAGUUAUACCCAAGCAUGUGCCGGAGAAUGUCAAACUCAUGAAGUGGCUGCCUCAGAAUGACCUCUUGGCCCACCCCAAGGCCAAAGCCUUCCUCACCCACGGAGGAACCCACGGCAUCUAUGAAGGGAUCUGCAACGCUGUGCCCAUGCUGAUGUUCCCGCUGUUCGGGGACCAGGGAGACAACGCUCUCCGCAUGGUGGCGCGCGGCAUCGCGGAGAAACUCAGCAUCAAUGACGUGACGGCAGACAAACUAGUGGCCUCUCUGAAUAAUAUCAUCAAUAAUAAAAGCUACAAAGAGAAGACGGUGAAAUUGUCUGCCGUACACCUGGACCGUCCUGUUCCGCCUUUGGACCUGGCUGUUUUCUGGACAGAGUUUGUCAUGAGACACAACGGAGCCGCGCACCUACGAGUGGCCGCGCACGACCUGAACUGGUUCCAGUACCACAGUCUGGACGUCAUCGGCUUCCUGCUCGCCGUGGUCACCUUUGCACUGUGGCUGACGCUCAGGUGCUGCCUGCUCUGCACGCGCAAGUGUUGCGGCAGAGGGACGGCCAAGAGAAAAACCGAGUAAAGACGAUAUGGGAUAUGAAGUCAUUUUAAACGGUUGGGCUGUGAAUUUGAAGGUGAUCAACUUUAUUUCUGACAAAAUUGUCCAAAUUUGAAUGUUUCAAAAGACUCAGGUGCUGUAGUAGAGAGAGGCCAUCUUGUGUGUCAAAACUUUUAACCAAGCACGCCUCUGUUGUUAUUUUUGUGCAAAAUGGGUCACACGUGCGUCGUGUGGGGUUGUAGAAAUCGAGCGAAUUCAGGACAAGGAACCACACAGUAAUGUAUAUUCCGGACCAAUGAAUGGUCUAUUUUCGAUCUUUUUUCAUAUAUAAGGCGCACCGGAUUAUAGGACUCUGUGGAGGACUCGCACUGCCGGGUUCCUCGGACCACCAAUGAUGGACAUGACAGGCUUGACGGUUUGGAGAUUUUGUUUAUUUUUCAAUAAACCUCCUUCUCUGGUCGCUUUUCA